CUUGCUUUCCCGAGGCCUCUCUUUUACUGGCUUUGCUGCCGUCGCUUUCUGUCCUCCAUGUCCCAUCUCCCUCUCCCCCCUUCCUGACAAUCCAUUCCUCUCCCAGAAUCUCUGGAUUCGGCCAUGUCCAAUCUCGAUAUACCUCCUGAUGGCCUCCUUGGCCUCGAUUAUGACUCGAGAGGCUACCUUCAGCCGCAAUCCUGGCCCGUCUCGGUGGACCAGGGCGCUCCGCCUGCUGACGGAGCGCGAGAAAUCAGCCCUUUGCAGACCAGCGGUCACGGCUUCGAACAGUCGGUGGCAAGCGAUCCCAAUUUGAUGGUGGACUGGCAAUUCCAACAAUUGCAACCCCACUACCAUUAUCCUAUCCAUGGCGACCCUUCUGCUUCUUCUCCCGCAACCCUGUUCGCCACAGGAAGAUACGGCGCGCCUGUUUCUUCCCCCAUCGACUUCUCUGCCAGUGCUGCUACUCAUAUAAGCACCGGCCUCUUGGACGGAUCGACCUAUCUGCCUCUCUCUGCUCCCAUGGACAUGACAUCUUUCGCCUUCUCCGACUUCCAAACCGGUUUGAUGGCUCUUCCCAACGGUCUCCCUGACAUGUCUUCGUACCCGCCCCAACAGAAUGUGCUUGACUCCAGUUCGCCCACCGACACCUAUUUGGAAGUCCGUUCCCUGACGAGCUCGAGCAGCGACAAUGGCUGGAGUGCUAUUGAGCACAGGAACUCGCUCGAUUUCUCAUUCCCCGAACAGGGCAUGUUCAUCAAUCCCAGCCAGACGCUGCAUGAUCGGAGCCUUUCCGAUUCCUCAUAUUCAUCUUCUCUGGGCGGCAGUUUUGUUGAGAUCUCCCAUCCAGUCCAUUCACCCACUUCGGAAACCAACCUAGAAUACGCGUACGGAAAUGACUCGAUCCCGCGGCUCAUUUCAUAUGAUCACGCUUCGCAUGGCUCCAUCUCACCAACUGCUGUAAGCCCAGUGGCUGUGACGCGGGCUGUUCCAGUUCCCGCCAAGAGAUCUUCGUCAUCAACUUCUUCAUCGGCAUCGCAGUCCUCAUCAUCAGCUUCUCCGCCUAGUAGAAAGCCAUCGCGGAGGAGUCCGAUGGCCGCAAAGACCGCAGACACGAAGGUCCGCAAGCAGUCACAGUCCGGCAAGCCAGAAACAGAGAAACGCAUUGGGAAGCGUAAGGGCCCUCUGAAACCCGAUCAGCGGAAGCAGGCUAGUGAAAUCCGGAAACUGCGGGCAUGCCUACGAUGUAAAUUCCUGAAGAAAACGUGCGACAAAGGUGAGCCAUGCGGUGGUUGCCAGCCGUCUCACGCCCGGCUUUGGCAGGUUCCUUGCACCAGGAUUGAUAUCAAAGAAAUCGGAUACUUCAUGAAGGACUGGAAAGCAGACUAUGAUCGUCACGUCACCGUCGGGUUCUCCGUGGAAAAUAUCAAGGGGUUCUCGGACCAUGAACGUCUGCUCUUUGUUACGCAUGGAUAUGGUCAUGUUCUUCCGAUUAAUGCUAGAGAAGUCUUUGUGCGUGACAAUCAGUGUUUCAACAUGAACUGGUCAGAGCAGUGGAACCAGAAACCUCCUAAUGAGUACGAGAUCGAAACAGCCAAGUUGUCGGCUGGAAUGGAAGGCAUCUCCCCUGCGUUGCUUUCGGAUUAUCUUGACCGCCAUAUCGACGGGAAUGGCACGUUCGAAAAAUUUGUUGAUGAUUACUUCGGAGGCACGCCAUUCCUUACGCAGAUGCUCAAGACUGCUUUCCGCUAUUACUUCCGUACCAAGCUUCCCGUCAUCCGCAAGGCACUCAAACUCAUUCUGGCGUACAAUCUAACGCUCCACAUUACCAUGGUUGAGGGCACUGGGGAGGAGGAUCGCUUCCUCGGCCGGAUAGAUGAUCCCUCUUCUAAAUUCCACGGGAAGACCCUGGCGCCGGUCAUGAUCAGCUUCCAGAUCAAGUGUGCCAUGGCUAGUAUGUGGCGCGAGCUACAGAAAGACGUCCUUGAGGAGCUGUCGGCUUUGUAUUCCAGUGUCUAUAGUGGGGAAAAGCUGAAGAACUGGCCGACUAUCUUCAUCUUAGCUUCAGUGCUUCUUGCAGUGUGGGAGGAAAUGCAAUUCGACUGUCAUUACCGAGUGCCAAAUCCCGAGGCCGUAGAGAAAUUCUGCAACGAUAUGGAGUCAACACCCGUCGGGGUGAUUAUCGGACUGUUCCAGGCGAUCUCGCAGAAGCUUCCCGCUUUCACUGAAUGGGAAACCCAGAAGCACCAUCAUUUGCUCAACUCUAACCCUGACGUUUGCAACACGAUGACUGAAGUCCGCCAGCACGUUACCAAAUAUGAGAGCUAUCUUCGCACCCGUUCUUCUUCGAAGUUCGAUCACAGAGACUUUGAUUGCUUGUCCAACAAGUUUCUCUCCAGAUUAGUUAUUCGGGCCAACUAGAAUGGUGGUCUAUCCAAAAAAAAAUUUUUUUUUGAAUUCGGAAGAUGAAAACGUACAGCAGGUGUUUUAAACCGAAUGAGUUUACGGCCUUGACUAUCACUGCAUGAAGCAUGAGAGAUGUUGACCGUCACGAUGAUGAUUAUUAAGAUCAAUCGGCCAUGUCCAUCAUUAUUUCAGCCUUUCUUUCUGUUCUCCUUUCCUUUCGUCACAUAUUUCUUGGAUCAACCCACCUUGCAAUUUUUCUUGCCAUGUAUCUCAGCAAAUUAGUUUAAAGCAAACGCCGGCUUCGCCACUUUUCAGUGGUCUACUUUCUCUCGCAUGCUAUCUCUGAUGUUGACUACAGUCACGACGAUUACGAUUCUACGACUACAUGAUGUGAGAAGUAGCGGCGCGAAAUCGAAAUGUCCUCUUUGUUUUGCUACUUGCAUUUAUGCUUUUUGAUCGACGAUCCUGCUUUGGGAUCUGCAUGUCCAGCCUGUCGAUAUUUUCAAGUUACCCUGGUGGUCUAUAUUCAGCUUCUGUCUGUUACAUGUUUCUUUAUUAUGCUGAUCUUCUUUGUCAGCGCCGAGUUGGAGUCGGUUACAUUGGCCAUGACCUGGCUCCUAUUCUGGGAAAGCAGGCGCGCGUGCUUGGAGAACAUUGAUUUCACUGUUUGUUGAUUCGCUUGAUACCUUAGGUAGUAUUUCUGAACUAAGUGAUUCAAUUUUAUCUGUAGUGCUAAUCGCAUGAGAUGCAAUUCCUCACGGCAGCUGGGCACUCAGUGCAUGUGCCAUGCUGAGUAUCAUCUCACUAAUCUCACUAUCUGCUCUGCGAGCGUUCAGCCAUCCCGGUUGUUCCCGCUGCCGAUAAGCGCAUCCCACGUCAUCCGCACUAAAGUAUCGAUGGUCGUAUCGAUAAUGCUGGGCAUUCUGCAUAUGACGUCAACAGUGACUGUCGCAUUUUUGGGAAAUUGAAGUCUAUUAUCUACCCUUGAUAGGGACCUUGAUAACGCUAAAGUGGUCAUCUAGGCUUUGAUAGUCUUUGCAACCUGCGUAUAAUCUGUGUGUACUGUUUCGGCACUCGGCAUGUUCAUCCAUGAUAACAAUAGGUUACAACCGCCAAGUUGCUUCCCCAAGUAUCCAUCUAGCCCAACGUCUUUCUAGACCUUUGUCGUAUUCGGGAGAGUGGAUUCCAGCUUCUUUCAAUCAAGAGAAGUGAAUGUCUGCCUCUGCGGCAUUCCCUAUUGUCUGGUUAUGGUAGACUACGCGGGAUUAAAAAAAGGAAUCCUAGGUAGCAUGCAUACGUGUCCAUUGCCUGGAGUGUGCGCGCUCUCCCACCUCAGGAGCUGAACCAAAUGCCAUUCAUCAUGAGAUAGUCUGUGCAAAUGAAAAUUCUUUGAGUGCAUGUGUGUCUCUUGUAUAGACGUCUCCAUGACUGACGAG
Molecule: messenger RNA, 3842 nt
Organism: Monascus purpureus
Lineage: Eukaryota; Fungi; Ascomycota; Eurotiomycetes; Eurotiales; Aspergillaceae
Source: the annotation of a GenBank genome assembly